This is a messenger RNA of Aspergillus melleus, 1557 nucleotides long. RefSeq lists its product as uncharacterized. The record is from RefSeq and is a predicted model, not a curated record. The transcript has 4 exons. Gene Ontology annotation, biological process: amino acid transmembrane transport. Gene Ontology annotation, cellular component: vacuolar membrane. Lineage: Eukaryota; Fungi; Ascomycota; Eurotiomycetes; Eurotiales; Aspergillaceae. Gene Ontology annotation, molecular function: amino acid transmembrane transporter activity. The coding region runs from base 1 to 1014 and encodes 337 amino acids.
AUGAACAAGACCAAGCCCGAUGAAGAGUCCCCCUCCUUGCCGAUGCAGGUCGGUGAGGUCCGGGAGGAUCCUACCUAUGCCCACGAUGCCGUCUUCGGAGAAAUCACGGAGGAUGGCCCCAAUUAUCGCAAUGUCGGAUGGUUGGGAACGGUGGCUCUCAUGAUGAAAACGCAGAUUGGCUUAGGCGUGCUCUCGAUUCCUAGCGCCUUCGACACCUUGGGGAUUGUGCCCGGAAUCAUCACGCUCUGUGGUGUUGCGAUAACCACGACCUGGUCGGACUAUAUCAUUGGUGUUUUCAAGCUUCAGCACCGCGAGGUCUACGGGAUCGAUGACGCCGGUGGCCUGAUGUUUGGCCAGAUCGGCCGAGUGGUCUUUGGCGUUGCCUUCUGUCUGUAUUGGACAUUCGUGGCUGCAUCGGGUAUUCUGAGUGCUUCCAUUGGACUGAACGCCGUCUCGACCCACGGAGCUUGCACCGCCAUCUUCACUGCCAUCGUCGCCAUCGUGGGCUUUGGGUUUGGGAGUAUCCGGACGCUUGGCCGCCUGUCAUGGCUGGCCUGGAUCGGACUCAUAUGCAUCCUAACAUCCAUAAUCAUCCUCACUAUCUCGGUGGGUGUUCAAGAUCGCCCGUCAGCGGCUCCCAAGGACGUCCCCUGGGUAUCGGACUAUAAGAUUAUCGGCGACGGAAACUUUGUAGAAACGAUCUCGGCCGUCUGUCGACUGGUCUUCGCCUUCACCGGCACUCCUGCCUUCUUCCCCAUCAUCUCCGAGAUGCGUGAUCCGCGGUACUAUACUCGUGCCCUGCUGAUCUGCCAAGGGACCGUGGUAGCCGUCUACAUUACCAUCGGCUGCGUCGUAUAUUGCUAUUGCGGAUCUUAUCUCGCCUCGCCCGCCCUGGGAUCGGCCGGGGUGCUGAUGAAGAAGGUUUGCUACGGGUUCGCGUUGCCCGGUCUGCUUGUGACCACGAUGCUGGUGGUUCAUGUUAGUCUUGUCCCUCUUGACCCCCAACGGAGAUGACCUGGAUGCUUACGGCACCUUAGCUUCCCGGAAAAUAUAUCUUCGUGACCAUCCUGCGUGGUUCGCGGCACCUCACGGCCAACACUGUGACCCACUGGGGCACCUGGUUGACAUGCACGUUUGGCAUCACCGUGGCCGCCUAUGUCAUCGCCAGCGCCAUUCCAGUCUUUGACGACCUCGUGGCACUCGUCGGUGCAUUACUCGGAACCCUGAUGGCUUUCCAGCCCAUGGGCUGCAUGUGGCUCUACGACAACUGGGGCAAAUUCCGAGCCAGCAGAACUCCGAAUCUUACGCUUAUGGUGUGCUGGAGCGUUUUUGUAGUAUUACUGGGCUCAUUCCUUACUGUGUGUGGCACGUAUGCGUCUAUUGUCACCAUUAUCAACAGUUAUAACGCCGCCGGGGGAUCGAGCGUUUGGUCUUGCGCUGACAACUCCAAUUCUGUUUAAUCUCUCGUAUUUCGAAGUUAUAGCUAUUAGGACUCCAAUUCCACAGAUGUAUAGAAGCCGGUCUUUAACCUCACACACGCCAAAAGCGAUUCAUGGU